AUAAAUGGUAUUACCAAUUGUUUUUCUAUUUCAUUACAGGUACUCAGGUAACGAAAAAUGUCUACAAACGGAUAUACGUGUAUAAGACUGGUGUUUUGCUGGAUCAACAUUAUUUUCUGGGUGUCAGCUUGUGUAGUCCUAGGCAUAGGACUUUGGCUAAGGAUAGCCCACGAAGGUUAUGCGACUCUUGUUCCUCAAUACCCAUUCUUGGAUGUUGAUGCACUGAUCAUAGCUCUAGGAAUAUUGGCGUUUAUUUUCUCAUUUUUGGCGUGCUGUGGAUCUUGGUACCAAAGUAGGUGCAUGCUGUUCACGUAUUUUAGCAUGGUGCUGUUUAUUUUCGUAGUGGAAAUCACCCUCGGAACAGUUGCGUACUUUUUUAGAGAAGACUUGAAGCACACGUUGAGCGAAGAAUUGAGGCUUGGCAUUAUACACCACUACAAUCUUACCUCAACAGGGAUGAAUACUUUGGCUGACGUGUGGGAUGAUAUCCAAUCAAAGUUUGGCUGUUGUGGAGUCGAAAGCUACGAAGACUGGUACUUCAUAGACGCUUGGCCGUCGGCCAGAUGGGUUCCAGACUCAUGUUGCCUGCCGGCCUACUACGAUUAUAACUGCGGCAAAAGCAGGGAUACCCCAAUUUAUUUGCAGGGGUGCUACAGGCAAAUUAACAAUUUCUUCAUGAAACGAUUGGAUCUUAUUGGGUUCAUUGGGAUCAAAAUCGCAGUUGUGCAGCUAUACGGAUUAAUCUCGUCAAGCUUGCUGCUCUGCACGAUGAAACACAGGAAACUGUCCAACACUUACAAGUCGUAUUCCUAGCAAUAUCAGUGAUAUUAGUGAUUUCCUGUAGUACCCUUCCCCAGUACGCAAUACUUAAGAUACUCCCAGUAUUCUAUGUGAUCCACGAAUAGUUUUAGUAUAAACAUGAAGGCACGCUUUUUGUGUCAAGAGCUACUUAGAGAAAAAAGCUCUAAAGCGGACCCCUGGUUUCACUUGCUCUGACAUCCCGUUAUUGAUAAAUAGUAACAAGGUACACCACAGCAUACUGGAGCGCUCCUAACUACUUUCCAUUUUUAUUGGGACGCUCUGUAUAUAUUGUAAUUUUCAAGUGAUUUUAAUUAUAUCGGAAAGUCUCGUUGAAACAUUUGAUCAGCACAACAUGAGCUAUUACUAUACGACUUCGAUAUAUUUUGUUGCAUAGUACUUUAAAGUGAAGUCAAAAUAACGUGUAGCCCAUGAGACAAAAAGCGUUUGACCUGAAUUGUGGGUGCUAGGAACCUUUUUUCGAAAUCGAAUGUAUGUAUUUAUUAUUUAUUUAUAAGGUAUGUGAAUAAAUCAAUAUGACUUUCUCGAUACAAUUCGAAUGUCAAACAAUUUGAUUGUAGCAUAUCGAUAUUAAAGGAACAAAUAUUGGACAAUUUAUUAUGCUAUAUAUUUUAUAGUUUAAAAUGGCGAAUGUUACUUUCGAGUCAUUUGUAAAAAAAGGUAAAUUUAGAUAUACUAACAAACAUUGUAGAUUAAAAUGGGUGAUCAUUUUAUAUGUACUUACAAAAACUUAAAAUCAUAGAAAGCAAUCAACUGUAGUGGGUUAUCUUCAUUAUCAAACAAAAGAAUUCGUUUUUGGAAAUUACUACUUUCAAAGAUUGACCGCAAUCGCUGUUAAAUUAGUGCAGUGCGGAAUCCAGAUUUUCCAUAACGCAUCCGUGCUUUCUGAACGGUAUUUGACGAACAUCGUUAGUAAUGCUAAUUUUCAAUCCUUCAAUCGUAAUCUGUUAUGUAUAAAUCUAUACUGCCGUACUUAAGUAUAAAAUCGGUUUCAAAAUUCUGUAUUUUUUCGAACUAAAUAAAUAGUAAAAUAGUAUUACUACGAGAGAACAAAAGUGAUGAAUAUUGCAAAGUUACAUGGCUUUAAAGAGAGUCAUUUACAUGUGAUUUCUGAUCAUAAUUAUUGUCGAGGCGUAAAACAAAUGUCACCUUUAAUUGUCGUAAGUCAUGAAGCAGUAACAUGUGCUGCCUUUUUUCGUAAUCUAUUUAUCUUAUUUUCCUAAGAAAAACGCAGUAACGCAGAAUUUUAUUUUAAUAUAAUUUAUUCAUAUACAGGAGGUCUGCAAAGUUGGGGUUUUCGUUUUCAGACACAACUACGUUUGAUAUAACAAAGCUAAUGUUUGGUGAAACGAGAGCGAAC
Molecule: messenger RNA, 2179 nt
Organism: Acanthoscelides obtectus
Lineage: Eukaryota; Metazoa; Arthropoda; Insecta; Coleoptera; Chrysomelidae
Source: the annotation of a GenBank genome assembly